Molecule: messenger RNA, 1530 nt
Organism: Eremothecium sinecaudum
Lineage: Eukaryota; Fungi; Ascomycota; Saccharomycetes; Saccharomycetales; Saccharomycetaceae
Gene: PGS1
Product: CDP-diacylglycerol--glycerol-3-phosphate 3-phosphatidyltransferase
Exons: 1
Coding region: 1-1530 (509 amino acids)
Biological process (GO): cardiolipin biosynthetic process
Cellular component (GO): mitochondrion
Molecular function (GO): CDP-diacylglycerol-glycerol-3-phosphate 3-phosphatidyltransferase activity
Source: RefSeq, a predicted model, not a curated record
AUGGUUUUUAGACGAUUGUUCCCAAGACCAAUAAAUAUUAAAGGGGACGCUUCCAUGAGUAUCAGUUGUGUUUCCCAUCCUAAUAUGACGUUCACUGAUAUUGUAAAAGAUAAGUUGUCGUUUCUGAAGAGUAAAUUCUACUUUAAAACUGGUGAGAUAGAAAUAAUCGAAACACCGUACGAUUUCUAUGAAUGCCUGAAGACCCGUAUUUCGCUUGCAAACGAUAGAAUAUUCCUAGCAUCUCUUUAUCUAGGAAAGACCGAGGAAGAGCUUAUCAAGUGUAUUGGGGAUGCCCUAAAAGCUAAGCCGGACCUUAAGGUACACUUCCUGAUCGAUGGCUUGCGUGGAACACGUGAAACUCCUAAAACAUGUUCUGCUUCUUUAAUUGCACAAUUAGCGAAGGAACACGGUGAGAGGAUCAAUAUUAGGCUCUACAAAACCCCUGCAUACGUAGGCUGGAAGCGCUGGCUAAUUCCCAGUCGAUUCAAUGAAGGAAUUGGCCUACAGCAUAUGAAAAUAUAUGGAUUUGACAAUUCUGUGAUAUUAUCAGGAGCAAACCUAUCUUCCGAUUAUUUCAGCAACAGACAGGACAGGUACUACUUGUUUAACUCCACUGCAUUUAGUAAUUACUAUUUCAAAUUACACCAGUUGAUAUCGAAAAUGAGCUACCAGGUGACUUACUCAGACAGCAUACAAAAAUACAAAGUAUCGUGGCCAGCUUCAAAUAUCAGCACUGAACCAAGAGCGAAUAGGAGAAAGUUUAUCCAUCAAUCAUCUGCAAUAUUGUCCAAGUUUUUGCUUGAGGACCACGGCGAGGUUAUUGAACAGUCGUCCGAAGCUCCGAAUGACUAUCCUACCGUGGUUUAUCCAAUCUCGCAAUUUACGCCUCUGUUCAAACCCUUGGAAGACAAAUCUACUGAGAAAAAGAGCAUUUUAAAACUACUAUCUUUAUUGAAUUCCCCAUCAAAUGAAUGGGUAUUCACUGCGGGCUAUUUCAACAUAUUACCCGAGAUCCAGGACAGGUUGUUAGGGAAAAACUCCUCGCCUGGUAAAAUAAUCACAGCAUCUCCUUUUGCCAAUGGAUUCUAUAAAUCAAAGGGGGUCUCCAAGCACCUCCCGGCAGCCUACCUUUACUUAUCCAAAAAAUUCUUACAAACUGUACAUAAACUCGGUAAGGAUAGCUAUGUAUCCUUGUAUGAGUGGAAAAAGGGCAUUGUAAACGAGCCGAACGGAUGGUCGUAUCAUGCCAAAGGUAUAUGGCUAACUGCUAACAAACAGGCGGAUGACAGACCUUCUGUCACUGUAAUUGGCUCAUCCAACUAUACAAAAAGAGCCUAUUCAUUAGACUUGGAGAAUAAUGCAAUAGUAGUUACCGAGGACGAUCACUUGCGGUCUGCAAUGAAGCAAGAGGUUGAAAACUUAUUUUCAAAUACCAAGCUUGUAACUCUAGAUAAUUUCGCCAAAGAAGAAGAUAGAAAGGUAAAACUAGGAGUGAUUGCUGCGACUAAGAUACUAGGAAAGGGACUCUAG